This is a messenger RNA of Solanum dulcamara, 580 nucleotides long. RefSeq lists its product as uncharacterized. The transcript is spliced from 3 exons. Gene Ontology annotation, molecular function: structural constituent of ribosome. Gene Ontology annotation, cellular component: ribosome. Gene Ontology annotation, biological process: translation. Lineage: Eukaryota; Viridiplantae; Streptophyta; Magnoliopsida; Solanales; Solanaceae. The record is from RefSeq and is a predicted model, not a curated record. Bases 111 to 401 code for a protein of 96 amino acids.
CAUUGCAUAGCUCUCCUUUCCAAUUUCCAUCGACUGUGAACUUUCCCGACUUUCCAAUUCUCUCCGGCGAACUCAUCGGCGAUCUGCUUAUCCGGCGCAAUCAGGUAGCCAUGAAGGUUAGGGCAUCAGUGAAGAAGAUGUGUGAGUUCUGUCGCACAGUCAAGAGGCGUGGGCGGGUAUAUGUGCUAUGUACAUCUAAUCCCAAGCAUAAACAAAGACAAGGCUAUUCAACGUUUGCCUCUGAAGGCCUCAUAUCAACUGCGCCUGUGAUGACGAGGGUAAAGCAGGAUACUUCAGCUACCGAAGGUAUUCGCUCUCUCUUUCCUGGUAAGAUCGAGGCGACUGUGACACCUUGGUGGAAAAGGGGGAUAGCUUCCAUUCUAUUCAAGGAAGGACAGUAAGCAGUAGAAGUUUUUGUUGGAAAGAGUUGCACUAUUAGCACUCUUAAACAUUGAUGUUUUCUUGAACUUUGGUCAGCUUUGCUUGCUGCUGUUACUUUUCUUGCCCCUUCAUACCCUUGAACACACUGUCAUUUGUGCUAUAGUACAAUUACAAUGAGCUAUAAGUAUGUUGGUACCUU